AUGUUACAGGCAUGCCUAUUAAUCGCAGUAGUGCAAUACGCAUUCGCCAACCAAAACUACACGAUAGCACAACACACACUCGCCGAACUAUCCACAAUAUAUUUCCCACCGCCGUCAAGUCAGCCUCCACAAACAUAUCACAUUUUCCCAAUAACGAACAGACAUUUACAUUUACAUUAUUCACUGCUGUUCAUCGCCUAUCAUAUGCACACCGGAAAUAUGAAGUUUGCGCUGGAGAAGUUGUCGGAGGUGCAUAAACUUUUGGAUGAACGGCGUGAAGAAGAUUUGGAUGAGUUGAAAGGGUAUAUUACGAUAUAUAUCUCGGCUGCACCAACUUCUUCAUCAUCGAACUCGUUUCAAUCCACGUCGACAUCAACCAAUACACUGCCCGUCAGCAUUCGAUGGCUAUCAAAAGCAGAAAUUUACACGCUUACAUUCCUAAUAUCUGGUAUAUGUAAUCGUGGAGAUACUGCCAAUGUACGAUCUAGCAUCUUCCUCACAGAAGGAUUAAAGAUUGUUGAAAAGGAGAUAGAGUCUAAUGAUAAUCAUCUCGAGUUACAAGAUGUGAUACAAACCAAAAGAAAUUAUGUUCAAUUGAAAGCGUACAUGUUACUACAUCUGGCUGACGUGCAUUUACUAAAAUCCGAAUUUGACGAUGCCGAAAGAGUUCUUUCCACACUGAUUAAUUGGACGACGACUCACUCGAUAUGGCAACAUUUUGAAGCGAGCAUUGUACUUGCACUUGGUCUACUGAAUCAAAGUGUGGGUAAAGAAGAAUUGCAUCGCAGUAAUAAUACCUUACUUACCAAUAUAUCAAAUGCAUUCUUACUAAAAGAUCUCUACCAACAAAGAACUAAUAAAUCUGGCGAAAAUAAAUCGCGCGCUAAUUGCACUUGGAAACACGUUGACAAACAACCAGGAUCCCCACACACAGGAUCAUAUAUUAAUGAAAUAUAUGUUAUUGUUACCCAGGCUGAAACCAUUAUAAACGAAAUUCGUCAAGAAUUAGUGAUCGAGAAUAGUAAUGUAGACAGCUUGAAAUCGGCGUUCCGCUUAUUAGAAGCGUUGGCUAGUAACGAAAUAGUUCGGACAAGGGAACACUUAUUCGAAUCUCUAAAACUCUCAGCCACGCUAUGUAACGACCAACUAAAGACAAUAGCACUCGCGGUGCUCGGCACGUUGUUUUAUCACACGCAAAACGAACAGGCGGAGAAGAUGUUGAAGACCGCUUAUGUGUUGAGCAAGAGUGCUCAUAAUGAUUUGUGGUGUCUUGUUGCUGGGUUUUUAUUGAAAGAAAUAUAUGGAAGCCAAGGCAAUCAACAAAAAUAUUCAAAGCAGUUUAUGGCAAAUCAACCACACGAGCAUGCUGUGUUCACAAUACUGAAUAAUUGGAGUACCAGUGAAAAACUGGCAUUAAGAAAUUUGGAUGGAGGUGGAGUUGGUGGUCAUGGUGGCAGUAACGCGCUAGAAUAG
Ambispora gerdemannii is the source of this 1473-nucleotide messenger RNA. The record is from the annotation of a GenBank genome assembly. Lineage: Eukaryota; Fungi; Glomeromycota; Glomeromycetes; Archaeosporales; Ambisporaceae.